AUCGGAUUACCAGGCGAAGCAGCAGGCAGAGGGCCACCAGGCGGGGCGGGCGGACAGGCCACCGGGGGGCCCCGGGCGGGGCGACAGGCACCGGGCCCCCGGGCGGGGCGACAGGCACCGGCCCCCGGGCGGGGCGACAGGCCGGCAGGCCGAGCCCCCGGGCGGGGCGACAGCACCGACAGGGGCAUCGGGCCCCCAGGCGGGGCGACAGGCAUUGGGCCCCAGGCGGGGCGGCGGGCGCCGGACCCCCAGGCGGAGCGACAGGUCUCGGGCCCUCAGGCGGAGCGGCGGGCGCUGGACCCCCAGGCGGAUGCGACAGGUCUCGGGCCCUCAGGCGGAGCGGCGGGCGCCGGACCCCCAGGCGGCAGCGACAGGUCUCGGGCCUUCAGUCGGAGCGGCGGGCGCCGGGACCCCCAGGUGGAGCAUGGAGCGAAGGUCUCGGGCCCUCAGGCGGGGUGUAAUGAGUGCCGGGCGCAGGACCCCCAGGCGGGAGCGACAGGUCUCGGGCCCCCAGGCGGGAGCGGUGGGCGCCGGACC
Staurois parvus is the source of this 537-nucleotide messenger RNA. NCBI's taxonomy places the organism in Eukaryota, Metazoa, Chordata, Amphibia, Anura, Ranidae. The record is from the annotation of a GenBank genome assembly.